Messenger RNA from Apis laboriosa (Himalayan honeybee), 2276 nucleotides. RefSeq names its product RNA-binding protein 14-like. The transcript has 3 exons. Bases 1 to 1659 code for a protein of 552 amino acids. The record is from RefSeq and is a predicted model, not a curated record. Lineage: Eukaryota; Metazoa; Arthropoda; Insecta; Hymenoptera; Apidae.
AUGCGGUCCAGCCUGUUAUUCCUGUGUUCCCUCCUUCUCGUAUCCGCUUUUGGAGACCCGAUAAGGAUAAAAAAAGAAGCGCCGUUGAACCCACCCCCGAGUCAAUACGCUCCGCCAGCAACCUCUUACGGAGUUCCCAUAGGAUCCACUUACAACGUACCCUCUGAUUCCUACGGUGCUCCACCACCACCACAACCCCCGUCCUCCUCCUACGGCGCCCCAUCCCCCUCUUACGGCGCUCCAUCGGCUCCUUCCUCCUCCUACGGCGCCCCAUCCCCCUCCUACGGCGCUCCAUCGGCUCCUUCCUCCUCCUACGGCGCCCCAUCCCCCUCCUACGGCGCUCCAUCGGCCCCUUCCUCCUCUCACGGCGCCUCAUCGGCUCCAUCCUCCUCCUACGGCGCCCCAUCCUCCUCCUACGGCGCUCCAUCCUCCUCUUAUGGCGCCCCAUCCUCCUCUUACGGGGCCCCAUCGGCCUCAUCCUCCUCUCAUGGCGCUCCAUCGGCCCCAUCCUCCUCCUACGGCGCCCCAUCCUCCAGCUACGGCGCUCCAUCCUCCAGCUACGGUGCUCCAUCAGCUCCAUCCUCCUCCUACGGCGCUCCAUCGGCCUCAUCCUCCUCUCACGGCGCCCCAUCGGCUCCAUCCUCCUCCUACGGCGCCCCAUCCUCGAGCUACGGCGCCCCAUCCUCGAGCUACGGCGCCCCAUCCCCCAGCUACGGCGCCCCAUCGGGCCACGGUUCCUUGGAAAGCGAUCAAGGGUACGGUAGUGGCGGAGGAUCGUUCGGCGGAGACGGAAGCGGGCACGGGGGAGGUGGAGGAUUGUCGAGCUCGUACGGGCCACCAGCCCAAUCCUACGGCCCCCCUCCGGCUCAACCGCCCCAGGGUAGGUGGGAGAAGAAACUGACGUGGAAAGCGGAAUGGAAACGGAUCUGGAAAACGGAGCAGAAGCUGGCUUGGAAGCAGGAAUGGAAGAAGGUGCAGGUGCCCGUGUGGAAGGAGGUUCAGGUGCCCGCGUGGAAGGAGGUGAAGGUGCCUGUUUGGAAGAAGGUUCAGAAGCCGGUGUGGAAGGAGGUUCAGGUGCCUGUGUGGAAGGAGGUGCAGGUCCCCGCGUGGAAGAAGGUUUGGAAACCGGUGUGGAAGGAGGUGCAGGUUCCCGCGUGGAAAGAGGUCCAGGUGCCCGAUUGGAAGAAGAUCUGGGUCCCGGAAUGGGUGAAGAUAGGCAUACCCGGUGAACAGUACGUGGGCAAGGAUCAGCACGGAUGGCAGUACACGAGCCACGACCUUUGGAAGAAGAAACUGAUCUGGAAACCUGUGUGGAAGAAGGUAUGGAGGACGGAGAAGAAGCAGGUGUGGGUGAGCGAGAAGAAGCUGGAGUGGAAGGCCGAGUGGAAACAGGUGUGGAAGACGGAGAAGAAGCAAGCGUGGGUGGCAGAUAAGAAGCUCGUGUGGAAGGAGGAGUCGGUACAGGUUUGGGUGCCGGAGAAGAAACAGAUUUGGGUGACGCAGAAGAAGCAGGUGUGGAAGGACGAGUGGAAGAGCAAGUGGGUGCCUGUUUGGAAGGACGUGCAGGUACCGGCGUGGAAGAAGGUAUGGAAGCCCGUUUGGGAGAAAGUUUGGGUACAAGUCGAAACUCACCGCGACGAGCAUCACGGCUACAAGUAACUUAUCCCCCCUCUCUUUCUUUCUCUCUCUCUCUCUCCUUCGUUCCAGUAUCUUUCUCUACGACAAUAAACGAACGAUAAAAUUUCGUUCGAAUUUUUUGCUAGCGUGACGUCGUAGCCUGGGGAGGGAGAGGGGGAUCGAAGGUCUUUGUCGAGGCUCGUCAUCGGCCUGCGUUCGUCUUUCCUCUCUCGCGUCUCGAGGGAAUAGCACCGCGAUGCGAUUGUGGUGGAACGUAGAGAAAUAGAAAUGGGUCCUCUUUCUUGCGAAAGGAAUGGAGCUUGGAAGACGAAGAAAGAAAAAACGAGGAAUGUUCUUCUAUUUCUUUUUUUUUUUAGACGAAUUUCGAAGAUUCAUUGUCCGCGAGAUUGUUUCAAUUAAAUCGAAUGAUAUUUUCUCGUUUUUCUUCUUUUUUUUUUUUUUUUUUUGAUGAGAAGAAAUAAGAAGUUUUUAUCGUACGAUUUUAUUAUUCGGUCUUUAGAGUUUAAGAACUCGUGCUGGUCGUCCAUGUCGCCGGACAAGCCAUACAUGACACAUCGAGCGUAAUCAUUCUUAUUUACUUGUAAAUAACGAUUCUCUUCGUAUAGAGAAAUAUAUAUAUAUAUAUAUAAAUAUGGAUA